GUACAGGUAAGCAUAAUUGUGUUCCAUUCAGAAGGAGAAGAUGAAUUUGUUGUGAUUUAAUUUUUUUUGAUAAGUGAUUUUGAGAAUUCAAAAUGGAGGAGUGUUAUCCACUGGACAAAGAAAAUCCGAAAGAAAGUGCCAAUUUGAUUUCGAAUUUGUUUUUUGCUUGGAUGGGAAAAGUCUGUUAUGAAAGUAACAGGAAUGGACUGGAGUUGAAAAAUCUAUAUAAAUGUCAGAAUAAGGACAAGUCUGCGAAGCUAGGAGAUCGCCUGGAACAAAUAUGGUAUAAAGAGCUAGAACAAGGUAAACUAAAGGGAAGAAAACCCAGUUUACUCAGAGCUCUCUUGAAAGCUUUUCUAUGGAGAUAUUUAGCUUGGGGUUUACUCGCAUUCAUCAACAAUGUAGUGCUCAGAGUUAUUCAGCCCUUGGUUUUGUCCGCUUUUAUUAAGGUAUUUUCAAGACCAGAUCAUACAGUUGAAGAGACCAUAAUAUAUGGCACAUUAUUGUGUGCUCUUACCCUUACAUCAACGUUCUUGAACCAUCAUACAAACUGUGGAACUAGUACAAUUGGAAUGAGAAUAAGAGUUGCUGUAUCUGCUCUUAUCUACAGAAAGAUAUUGAAGCUGAGCCAACGUUCUCUUGGACAAACAGCAGCUGGUCAGGUAGUUAAUCUUUUAUCGAAUGAUGUGGCCAGAUUUGACUUGGUAGUAAUGCCGCUGAAUUAUAUCUGGAUGGGACCUAUUCAAAUCCUCCUGGUUGGUUACCUUAUGUGGAGGGAGAUGGGACCAAGUUCGUUAGUUGGCAUAAUUACAAUGAUAGUGAUCACACUACCAGUUCAGUUGUUCAUGGGAAGCGUAACCUCAAAAUUCAGAAUGCAAGUUGCGAAAAGGACAGAUCACCGAGUAAGGAUUAUGAGCGAAAUCCUGAACGGUGUCCAAGUCAUCAAGAUGUACUCUUGGGAAACUCCGUUUGAGGCUGUCGUUGAGGAAGCCAGAGCACGGGAAGUUAAGUACCUAAGAAGAGCGGCAUACAUCAGAAGUAUUUUGGUCAGUUUUAUGGUCUUCGUCGAGAGGACAACCUUGGCGGUGACCGUUAUCUGUUACGUCCUCAUGGGACACGAAAUCAGAGCAGAUUUGGUAUUUUCUCUAGCGAUGUACUUCAAUCUGUUGCAACUCACGGUUGCCAUCAUGUUUCCCAUGAUUAUAUCAUUCGGUGCUGAAUCCUUGGUGUCUAUAAGGAGACUUCAGGACUUUUUGCUGAUGGAGGAGAAGGAAACAUUCAAGAUACGCGAAACAGAAGACAACAGUAUACGCUUGAAAUAUGUGGAAGCUUGUUGGGUGCCAUCCACACCUAUUCUUAAAGGCUUAACCCUCAAGCUUCCUCCAGGAGUGUUGUGCGCUGUUAUUGGUCCAGUGGGCUCUGGAAAAUCUUCUUUCCUCAAACUUCUUCUUGGUGAACUAAUGCCUUCUUCAGGGACUGUAGAAUUCAAUGGUGAUAUAUCAUACGCCUCUCAAGAACCAUGGCUUUUCGCCUCGAACGUUCGUAACAAUAUCCUUUUCGGCGAAGAAUAUAACAGAUCCCACUAUAAAACAGUUGUUAAAGUAUGUGCAUUGGAAAAGGAUUUCGAGCAAUUUCCAGAGGGAGAUAAGACAAGGGUUGGAGACAGAGGAGUGUCACUGAGUGGAGGUCAAAGAGCCAGGAUCAAUUUGGCGAGGGCAGUUUAUAAAGAUUCUGAUAUUUAUUUACUGGAUGAUCCUUUGUCUGCUGUUGAUACUAAAGUGGGACGCCACUUAUUCGAUAAAUGCAUCCUCGAACAUUUGAAAGGAAAAACAAGGAUAUUGGUAACUCAUCAGCUGCAAUAUUUGAAAAAAGCGGAUAUUAUAAUAGUGCUGAAUAAGGGUUGUAUAGAAGCUCAAGGCACAUUCGAGGAAUUGUCGGAGAGUGACCUUGAUUUCACUAAAUUACUAAUUGCUGCGGAUGAAUCUUCGGAGAAUGAAACUUCACAUAAACUUCAGAGAUUAAUUUCAGUAGCUUCGGUAGCGACAACAAUAUCUUUGACUGGAGAAUUAUCGAACGAGAUCUUAGACAACGAUAAUAUGGAGGAAAAAAGCGCUUACAAAGGUUCGGCUUUCUGUGCCUACAUCAGCAAGGCAGGAAAUCUAUGCUGGUUGAGUAUCAUAGUGUUUUUCAUCGUUUUCUGUCAGGUCCUCCUGAGUUCUUCGGAUUACUGGAUAACCAUCUGGACGAGCCAAGAAGAAUUUCGUCACAGUAUCGAAUACAUCAACGCAUCAUUCGAUACAUCUCAAAUCAAAAUUUUCAACCCCAAUAUGACAAACACAUACUAUACAUAUAUCCUUGGAGAUGCCGAAACCAGGAACUCAAUAUCAAAUGGUACAGAAAUGGUUACAUCCUGGUUGGGAGAUUUUACAGACAGUCUCUUUUAUUAUGUUACUGUGAAUGGGGUCCAGCAUAUGUUAUGGAAAGAAGAGGCUCAGAUGUAUAUAUAUGGCACCUUGAUCAUAUCAGCCAUACUUGUGACAAUAAUUAGAUCAACUACGUAUUUUGCUGCUUGUAUGACGGCUUCGAAAAAUCUGCACAACAAAAUGUUUCAUUGCUUGUUGGAGGCACCGAUGAGGUUUUUCGAUACUAAUCCUGCAGGAAGAGUGCUGAAUCGGUUUUCUAAAGAUAUGGGAGCCAUUGAUGAAAUGCUGCCGAAGGCCUUAAUAGAUGUGAUUCAGAUCUUGAUGGUUGUUUGUGGUAUCCUAGUGAUGGUUACCAUCUCCAACCCCUUCAUGUUGAUACUAAUAGUGAUAUUAGGUAUAGUGUUUUUCGUGGUUAGAAUUUGGUACAUCAAUACAGCCAGAUCCCUUAAACUACUUGAAGGAGUUGCCAAAUCCCCUGUCUUUUCUUACAUCAGUUCAACAAUCAAUGGAUUGACUACUAUAAGAGCCACGAAAAAUGAGAGUAUCUUAGUUAAACAGUUCGACGAACAUCAGGACGUACAUUCUUCUUCGUGGUGGCUUACUAUAGCCUGCGCAUCUACCUAUGGUCUGUGGCUAGACCUGAUAUGUGUUGUGUUCGUAUGUUGUGUAGUUUGUGGUUUCAUAAUAUUAGACCAAUACACCAACGUCCAAGGUAGCUUCAUAGGUUUGGGGAUAUCCCAAUCUAUUAUUUUGGUUGGAAUGCUACAGUAUGGCAUGAGGCAAGUUGCUGAAGUAGUAAAUUACCUGACAAGCGUAGAAAGAGUGCUCGAAUAUACGCAGUUAGAAAGAGAGCAUCCUCUAGUAACUCCGAAAGAUAAAAUGCCUCCAGAAUCCUGGCCAAGCGAAGGAAUGGUUGUUUUUCAAAAUUUGGUAUUGAGAUAUAGUGAAGACGACCCACCGGUGAUUAACAACUUGAGCUUACAAAUUUACCCGACAGAAAAGAUCGGCAUAGUUGGUAGGACAGGAGCAGGAAAAUCCUCACUAAUAGGAGCUUUAUUCAGGUUGGCUCUUAUAGAGGGAAAAAUAAUAAUAGACGAUAUUGACACGAAGACCUUGGGGUUGAGAGAUUUACGUAGAAAAAUUUCCAUAAUUCCUCAAGAGCCAGUCCUUUUUUCGGCCAGCAUGCGGUACAAUUUGGAUCCUUUCAACGAAUUCAGUGAUGAUAAGUUAUGGGAUGUCCUUGAAGAGGUUGAACUUAAAGAUGAAAUAAAUAGCUUAGACUUCAUGAUCACUGAAGGUGGAAGUAACUUCAGUGUCGGCCAAAGACAGCUUGUAUGUUUAGCUAGAGCGAUAUUGAGAAACAACAAAAUAUUGAUUUUGGAUGAAGCAACGGCUAACGUCGACCCCAAAACUGACGAACUCAUACAGAAGACCAUAAGAAGAAAGUUCAAAAGAUGCACAGUGCUCACCAUAGCACACAGGCUAAAUACCAUUAUGGACUCUGAUAAGGUCCUUGUUCUGGACAGUGGGUGUAGGGUUGAAUUUGAUCAUCCCCAUGUACUGCUACAAGAUCCGGAAGGGUAUUUCACGAGAAUGCUGAACGAGACUGGACCUUCAAUGACGCAAUCUUUGAAACUUGUGGCAUUCGAAGCCUAUCAGACAAAAAUGUCUGGCUUACUCUGAUAGAAUUAGAUUAUUCAAAUAUAUAGGAUAAGUGUGCAGUUCUUCUUUGGAGAUAAGUGAAUGAUUUUUAUGAAGUUAUGAAUGCUAAAACAUAUGAGUUCAGAAGAUGUAUUAAUAGUACAAAAAUUGGCCUACUACAAAGAAAGUUAGGUAUUUUUUUCAUUUAUAAUUUAUAAGAAUACUUGCCAAAAGUAUAUUGAUUGAAUGGAGAUCUUCUUGUAUUUUCUGUAAAUUGAAUAAAAAUUUGUUCAAUA
Molecule: messenger RNA, 4360 nt
Organism: Coccinella septempunctata (seven-spotted ladybird)
Lineage: Eukaryota; Metazoa; Arthropoda; Insecta; Coleoptera; Coccinellidae
Product: ATP-binding cassette sub-family C member 4-like
Exons: 16
Coding region: 93-4106 (1337 amino acids)
Biological process (GO): transmembrane transport
Cellular component (GO): membrane
Molecular function (GO): ATP hydrolysis activity; ATP binding; ABC-type transporter activity
Source: RefSeq, a predicted model, not a curated record